AUGGAUGAUGCGUACGCAGUCGUUUGCUAUACUGGGAUACGUGUCGUGGGAUCAUCAAUACGUUAUGUUCAUGGUUGUUUGGAAGAAAGUAUCUGUUAUGCUUUCGCAGCUAAUGACCUUAUACGAGUGAGUGACCGGACAGGUCGAUAUGUCCACGGGGACCAAGGUACGCCUAUCUGUGACGCUUGUUGUAAAGGGGAUCAAUGUAACGCCGCAGAUUGUUACCUGCUCAGAAAGAAUAUGACUAUUUCAAACUUCAUCGAUGGCAAGGCAUCAUCAAUCAUUUCAAGAUAUCCAUUUGGUUAAUUGAUACAGCAACUCUGAGUUUACAUUUAUUGUAAAAUUUAUAACACUUUACC
This is a messenger RNA of Saccostrea cuccullata (small rock oyster), 359 nucleotides long. RefSeq lists its product as uncharacterized. The coding region runs from base 1 to 306 and encodes 101 amino acids. The transcript has 4 exons. NCBI's taxonomy places the organism in Eukaryota, Metazoa, Mollusca, Bivalvia, Ostreida, Ostreidae. The record is from RefSeq and is a predicted model, not a curated record.